Messenger RNA from Nezara viridula (southern green stink bug), 1026 nucleotides. Lineage: Eukaryota; Metazoa; Arthropoda; Insecta; Hemiptera; Pentatomidae. The record is from the annotation of a GenBank genome assembly.
AUGAUAGAGGAUCAAGCAUUGACUGAAGAACAUUUGACCGAUGCUGAAGAGGAAGAAAACUUUUUCCAAGAUGUCGACACUUUGCAAAACCACGGCAUUAAUGUAGCCGAUAUUAAAAAGCUAAAAGCCUCUGGUAUAUGUACCAUUAAAGGUGUCCAGAUGAUGACCAGGAAGAAGCUAUGCGCUAUAAAAGGCUUUUCAGAAGCCAAAGUAGACAAAAUUAAGGAGGCAUGCCUGAAGAUCUGUAAUGUCAGUUUUGUUACAGCACUUCAGGUCUGUGAUCAGAGGAAACAUGUCUUCAAGAUCAGCACAGGCAGUACAGAACUAGAUAAACUGCUCGGAGGUGGAAUCGAGUCGAUGUCCAUUACCGAGGUGUUCGGGGAGUUCCGGACCGGCAAGACCCAGAUGUCCCACACAUUCUGCAUCACCGCUCAGAUCCCCAACAACAGAGGGUACAGCGGCGGUAAAGUCAUCUUCUUGGACACCGAGAACACCUUUCGACCGGAUCGGUUGAGACCUAUCUGCGACAGGUUCAACCUGGACCAGAAUGCCGUCUUGGACAACAUCCUCUACGCCAGAGCUUACACUUCCGACCAGCAGAUGGAGAUCCUCGACUAUGUGGCAGCCAAGUUCCACGAGGAAGGGGGCAUAUUUAAAUUAUUGGUGAUAGACUCCAUCAUGGCCCUGUUCAGAGUGGACUACAGCGGGCGCGGGGAGCUGGCUGAGCGGCAGCAGCGCCUCGGGCAGAUGUUGUCCAGGCUGCAGAAGAUAUCGGAGGAGUACAACGUGGCCGUCUUCAUCACCAACCAGAUGACAGCGGAUCCGGGAGCUUCCAUGACCUUCCAAGUGGAUCCUAAGAAGCCGAUUGGAGGUAACAUUUUGGCCCACGCCUCCACGACCAGGAUAUCACUGCGUAAAGGAAGAGGUGAUAAUAGAAUCGCCAAGAUCUACGACAGCCCAGAUAUGCCGGAGAGCGAGGCUACUUUCGCCAUCGGCAACGGAGGAAUCAUAGACGCACACGAUUAG